GUGAAGUGAUCGAUUGAUUGUGAUUAUCAAAGGAGCCGCUUCGACAGUUUGUGAUCAUUUACUCGUCUAAAUGGUGGAUUACUAUAGUUGCAAGAUGUCGGGAAGCGACGAAGAAUUCGAGCCCCAGAUACAAACGGGGAUGACGAAGGCCGAAUUACGAAGAAGCAAUAAGCCGAUCAUGGAAAAGAGACGGAGAGCACGAAUUAACCAGUGUCUGGACGAAUUAAAAAGUUUAAUACUGGAGGCGAUGAAAAAAGACCCGACGAGGCACUCCAAGCUCGAGAAGGCCGACAUCCUGGAGAUGACCGUAAAGCACCUUCAGCAGAUUCAACGCCAGCAGUUGAGCACCGCCGUCGCUACCGAUCCGGCGGUACUAACGAAAUUUCGCUCGGGAUUCUCCGAGUGCGCCAGCGAAGUGUCGCGCUACGUGAAUCACCUGGAGAACGUCGACCCUACGGUCAAGCAACGACUCGUCUCUCAUCUCAACAAUUGCGUCUCAAAUCUCCAGCAAGUCUCACCCUUCUACAAUCACUACGUGCCUUACAUGCCCGAACGACUCUACCCCGAGGUCAAGGUCGGCUUCCAGACCGACGCACAGAGCGGCGACGAGAACAAUAAUGGGAGCGCCCGCAUUCAGAUACCCAGCAAUGUGCAGCUCAUACCCAGCCGAUUGCCAAGUGGCGAGUUCGCCCUCCUUGUGCCGCCGUCCGCGGGUAUCGGCGCCAACUUUCCCUUCUUUCCACCGGGUGCCGAGGCGGGCGCGAGGCUCGGCCAGCCGUCGGCCUUCACCGCUGUCCAACGCACCCAUAGUCCGCUUCUGAGCCCCUCCACCUCGACCUCGAGCUUCGAAGAGGGUCAUCACUCGGAGCUCUACCCGACUUCCCUCUCGCCGCCGCAGUCGCGCUUCAAGAUGCCGGAGCACCAGCAACAACAGCAGCAGCAAGUGGGCAAUAAGGGUCUCUCCUCGCCCGACACCCAGAGGCCCCAGAUUAGCUCGAGCAGCGAUCGCAGCUCGCCGAGCGGCCUCGAGCUGAAGAUCGAGACCUGCCCCACGUCCUCGAAGCGAGAGCUCCCGGAAUCGAGCUCACGGCAGCCCCUCUCCGUCAUCACCGACAAAUACAACCGGAGUCUCGGGCUGCCGAGGCGCGAGGGUGCGCUUAAGAGGCACCACUCCGACGGACUCCUCGCCGUCGCCGAGAAGAGGCCCCGCAAUUGCCAGGAGGCAGCCCCCUCGGUCGCCUCGACCAGCGGCUGCUCCAGUCCCGUGCUCAGGGUCAAGGAGGAGUUCGCCCACUCGACGGAGGAUCUCAGCGAGGGUGCGACCUCCGUCAUUGCCGGGGAUGCCACGACGACCGGGAACGGCGACAUGUGGCGGCCCUGGUGACUCUUGACCCACGAGAGAUCCAAGACUCGCGCCGAUGACGUCCAGCCUCCUUGCAAUAUGAGCCCGCUGAAGAUCCACCACGAUCUUCAUCCCCGGGCCGAUCGACGUCCUGUGUGCCUUAGCC
Messenger RNA from Ceratosolen solmsi marchali, 1508 nucleotides. RefSeq names its product bHLH protein deadpan (gene dpn). Gene Ontology annotation, molecular function: protein dimerization activity; DNA binding. Bases 71 to 1384 code for a protein of 437 amino acids. The transcript has 3 exons. The record is from RefSeq and is a predicted model, not a curated record. Gene Ontology annotation, biological process: regulation of DNA-templated transcription. NCBI's taxonomy places the organism in Eukaryota, Metazoa, Arthropoda, Insecta, Hymenoptera, Agaonidae.